AUGGGUUGUAUGCACCAAAUGAAGUUCGUUUGUUUUCUUGUUCUUCUCUUCACUUCGACUCCGUUCAUCCUGAUUGUCAACAGAACGGAUCUGAGAAGAUAUUCACCUAAAGCUCUGUGGAACUACGCCAAGAAGACAACCAGGGGCCUGGCUGAUUCCACAGCUAGGGUCGGAAACGAACUAGGACAUUCAUCAAACCAUACAGUCCACAUCAUCAAGAAGUCUACCAGAAGAAGCUACUGGCAUGAUCCUAUCGGAGCUGAUACCCAAGUCUGGGAUGACGACCAGACCUUAGACAGGAUAAGAAGUUACGCAAGACGAUUCAGGCCAGAUCACUUUACAAGUAUGGAGCUCAGGGGUCACAAGAAACCGAAGGAGAUGGUCUUUUGCGGACCAAAUCACGACAGAGAAUGUCUUCUUGAGGGAAGGAACGAAAUCGUUCCUCACCGCACAUGCGCAGUAGUCGGCAAUGGCGGCGUCCUGUCCGGCAGCCUUUGCGGGGAGGACAUCGACUCGCACGAUUACGUCAUCCGCUUCAGCCUCGCUCCCAUCACAGGGUACGAACGUGAUGUCGGGAGUAAAACCAGCCUCAUAUUCAUGAACAAGCAGAUCGUCGAGAGGGUACAGAAGAGUCUGACGUUAAACACGUCCAUGAACGUUUACAGAAGUAGACUGAAACGACUGGACGGGUCGAUAUUCGUCUUUCCUAUGGGGAAGAGAGAGGAACUUUUUCGCUUCUUCUUCAAUGCCGUCAGAUCCAACUGGAUAACUGUGACACUGAAGUACUUCUAUCCUCUAAACGACGUGAAAAAAAUCAUGAGCAAGAUCUUUCCCGACAUCAGCCGCCAUAUUGGGCGUUUAGUCACCACGGGCCUGACGGCCGUCGUCAUGGCAACAAACAUAUGUGACGACAUCACCCUGUACGGAUUUUACCCCUAUAAAUCGAACUACGCAGUGACGUAUGAGACACUUCAUUACCAUUACUACCCAGAUGACUACAUAGAGCCGGCCAUUAUGGACUCCAUACAUAAUUUCACUACAGAGUACAGGCUGUUGAAGGAAAUGGAAAAGCGGGGGGUUCUCAAACUAGUCACGAGUAGAUGUAAACGCCCUCAAACAUGA
Messenger RNA from Branchiostoma belcheri (Belcher's lancelet), 1122 nucleotides. RefSeq names its product alpha-2,8-sialyltransferase 8B-like. The transcript is spliced from 4 exons. NCBI's taxonomy places the organism in Eukaryota, Metazoa, Chordata, Leptocardii, Amphioxiformes, Branchiostomatidae. Gene Ontology annotation, biological process: oligosaccharide metabolic process; N-glycan processing. The record is from RefSeq and is a predicted model, not a curated record. Gene Ontology annotation, molecular function: alpha-N-acetylneuraminate alpha-2,8-sialyltransferase activity. The coding region runs from base 1 to 1122 and encodes 373 amino acids.